AGCCGCGGGCUGGCCCAGGAGGCGGUGGGGACGCGCCGCCGACCCGCCACGCCCAGGGAGGCGCCCAGGCCCUCAUCAAGUGACCAGUAUCCCUUCCAGGAGAACACGCUCCUUCAGAGGGAAGAGCGCUCCAGCCUGCAGCCCCGGCGCCAAGCCGCCGUCAUCUCCUUCCUGUGCCGGGUGAUCUGUCUCCUCACCCACCCGGAAAAACAUAGUCCGCCCCUCACGUCCUUGUGGAACAGCGAUAGCUGUUCGCACGGCGCGACUCUCUCUGCCUGUCCCCUUGCCUUGCCCAUGCCAAGCCCUUCAGGGCCCGCCGAGAGGAGAGAUCAGCCCUAAAGGGGGGACCUCGAGAGAGAAGAAAGAGAGGAAGCCGAGAGGAAGGGAGAGGCAAGGCCCGCGGAGGGACACCAAGGCGUCUGCUCAGUGCGCACGCGCGCCGCGAAGAACGAGUUCCGGUCUGGCCGAGGCCUGACUCCUAAAAAUAGCCCCGGUGUGGGGAUCCGUGCGCGGAUGUCCCGGCGAGUCCCGGGCUGAAGGAGGCGGCUCCGGGCGGCGCGGAGUGCUGUGGCGGGCCGGGCCGGGGCUGCGGUGUGUGCGCGCCCGCCGGCUGUAGCGGAGACCCGGAAUACAGUAAUGGCUGGUGAGUUUGCAUUAUAUGAGCUAGUCCUUUUCUUCUUGUUGUUUUUGUGACUAGCAGCAUGCAAAUGCAGCUUGGCUUGGAUUUGUUGGAGAUAUGACUUGUGACUCUUGGAGCAAAGACCUGCUUUCUGUUUGACCUGGAAUUGUAUCUUGUGGAAAAGGAACAAAGAAGAAUUUUCUGCAAGGAUCAAAUAUUUUGAAGAAAAAUUCAGUGGUAGCUUUGGACUAGAAGGUUACAUAAUAGAAGCUGUGUACGAUGCAUUAGAAUAUUGAAGAAAAUUAGCUUUUGAAUUAAUUAUUUGGAAUACAAGGAAGAAAAGGUAUCUGAAAAUGGGGCGGAAGAAAAUUCAAAUCACACGCAUAAUGGAUGAGAGGAACCGGCAGGUCACUUUUACAAAGAGAAAGUUUGGUUUGAUGAAGAAAGCCUAUGAACUCAGUGUGCUGUGUGACUGUGAAAUAGCACUCAUCAUUUUCAACAGCUCUAACAAGCUAUUUCAGUAUGCCAGCACUGACAUGGACAAAGUUCUUCUCAAGUACACAGAGUAUAAUGAGCCUCAUGAAAGCAGAACAAACUCGGAUAUUGUUGAGGCUCUGAACAAGAAGGAACACAGAGGGUGCGACAGCCCAGACCCCGAUACUUCCUAUGUGCUAACUCCACAUACAGAAGAAAAAUAUAAAAAAAUUAAUGAGGAAUUUGAUAAUAUGAUGCGGAAUCAUAAGAUCGCACCUGGUUUGCCACCUCAGAACUUCUCAAUGUCUGUCACAGUCCCUGUGACCAGCCCUAAUGCUUUGCCGUACACUAACCCAGGAAGUUCACUUGUGUCACCAUCUUUGGCAGCCAGCUCAACAUUAGCAGAUUCAAGCAUGCUGUCUCCACCCCCAGCCACGUUACAUAGAAAUGUAUCCCCUGGAGCUCCGCAGAGACCACCAAGUACUGGCAAUGCAAGUGGGAUGUUGAGCACUACAGACCUUGCAGUGCCAAAUGGAGCUGGAAAUAGUCCAGUGGGGAAUGGAUUUGUAAACUCAAGGGCCUCUCCAAAUUUGAUUGGAAAUACUGGUGCAAAUAGUUUAGGCAAAAUCAUGCCUACAAAGUCUCCCCCACCACCUGGUGGUGGCAAUCUUGGAAUGAAUAGUCGGAAACCAGAUCUACGAGUUGUCAUUCCCCCUUCAAGCAAGGGCAUGAUGCCUCCACUUUCGGAGGAAGAGGAAUUGGAGUUGAAUGCCCAGAGGAUAAGCAGUUCUCAAGCCACUCAGCCUCUCGCCACCCCUGUAGUGUCUGUGACGACUCCAAGCUUGCCUCCACAGGGACUGGUGUACUCGGCAAUGCCAACAGCCUACAACACUGAUUACUCACUGACCAGUGCUGACCUGUCGGCCCUGCAAGGCUUCACCUCCCCUGGAAUGCUGUCUUUGGGGCAGGCUUCAGCCUGGCAGCAACACCAUCUUGGACAAGCAGCCCUCAGCUCUUUAGUGGCUGGAGGGCAAUUAUCUCAGGGUUCGAAUUUGUCUAUUAACACCAACCAGAACAUCAACAUUAAGUCAGAGCCAAUUUCACCUCCCCGGGAUCGAAUGACCCCAUCAGGCUUCCAGCAGCAGCAGCAGCAGCAGCAGCAGCAACAGCAGCAGCAGCAUCAGCCGCCGCCACCACCACCACAGCCUCCACAGCCCCAACCCCGGCAGGAAAUGGGGCGCUCCCCUGUGGACAGUCUGAGCAGCUCUAGCAGCUCCUACGAUGGCAGUGACCGAGAGGAUCCACGGGGUGAUUUCCAUUCUCCCAUUGUGCUUGGCCGACCCCCAAAUACUGAGGACAGAGAAAGCCCUUCUGUAAAACGCAUGAGGAUGGACACAUGGGUGACCUAAGGCUUCCUGGUUCAUCUUUGUUCUUUGUGUUACUGCAGUGAACUGCCCUACAUAUCUUAAAUUGGUGAAUAAGGACAUGAGUUCAAUAUAUUUAUAUGUACAUACAUACAUAUAUAUUCCUUUACAUAUAUAUGUAUGUGGUGUGAGUGUGUGUGUAUGUGUGGGUGUGUGUUGCAUACACAGAAUCAGGCACUUACUGCAAACUCCUUGUAGGUCUGCAGACGUGUGUCCACAUGGCAGACAAAGCACCCUGUAGGCACAGACCAGUCUGGCACUUCCUUGGACUACUUGUUUCGUAAGAUAAACAGUUUUUGCAGAGAAACGUGUACCCAUAUAUAAUUCUUCCACAUUAGCCUGCAGAAACCUAGGGGGCCCCCUAUUUGUUUUAUUUAACUGUGCGGUGACUGUAGUUAAUUCAGAAAAAAAAAAUGCUUUGUAGAACAGAGCAGUAGAAAAGCAGGAACCAAGAAAGCAAUACUGUACAUAAAAUGUCAUUUAUAUUAAUAACCCAACCUGGCAUGGGUCUAUUGCAAAGGGGUGCAUGGGAAAGGGCUGUUGAUAUUAAACAAACAAACAAUAAACAAAAGCCCCACACAUAACUGUUUUGCACGUGCAAAAAAAUGUAUUGGGUCAAAGAAGUGAUCUUUAGCUAAUAAAAAGAGAGAAUAGAAAACACGCAUGAAAUAUUCAGAAAUACUAGCCUAGAAAUAUAGAGCAUUAACAAAAUAAAAUUAAUAUAUUAAGUUAUAAUUGGAAUAUGUCAGAAGUUUCUUUUACAUUCAUAUCUUUAAAAAUUAAAGAAACCGAUUUUAGGUCAUGUAUAUUUUAUAUGAAAGAAAACACCCUUAAUGAAUUGAUGACUAUAUAUAAAAUUAUAUCCACUACUUUUGAACACAUUCUGCUGAAUUAUUUAUAUAAGCCAAAGCUGUAUGUUGUAACUUUUUUUUUUUAGAGAAUAGCUUUAUCUUGUUUUAACUUUUUAGUUUUAAGAGGGGAGAAAAAAAACAAAUAUCUUGCAAGCAGAACCUUGGAAAAAAAAAGCCAUGAACACUUAUUAUUCUAUAUGUAAAUUAAAAGUUGAGCCAAACUCUUUGUGUAUAUAGCAUCUUAAAUAUAUUAUCACCUUUGAUGUAAGUACCUAUGUAUUGUAUGGUCACCAGAUUAUAAAGUAUAUUUUUGUGGAUUGCCGCCAACUUGGGGGGAAAGGCGAAGUCCUUAAGUAGAGUAUUCACUGUUUAAUAUUUACUAUUUUGUUAAAUAUACUGUACUUUGGAUUUUAAUUAUUAGCCCAGUUUUUCAGAGGAUUGUGUAAAGGGGUUUCCCCUCACUGGUGGUGAAUGUGUGAUGUUCUGUUGUAAUCUUUGUGCUGUAUGGGGUGAGCAUCAUUAUAUAUUUUAUAUGUGUACAUAAAUAGCAAAGUGGCAAAAAAAUUGGUGUUAAGUUCAUCCUGCAUAAAUAUAAAAUGUGUUGUAACAGAUUUUAUAAGGCAUUAUUUAAAACUUGCCUUUUGUGAGGAAAAAAAAACAGUAGAAAGAUGACCUAAUUUAACUACUAUUAGAGAAAAUGGCAGAAUAGUAGAUGAGCACAAAGGUUUUAUAAGUGGUAAAUAAUUAGGGAAAUAUUUGUGGGGAAAGGGAUCUUUUUCUCCUUGACUCUAAAGACAGAAUGAUGCAGCUAGUUACAAAGUCCACUAGGGUUUUUAGCUGUCCCAUGGGAAGGCAGGGCGUGUCGGGAACAGCUCUCUUAACGGUGCGGAUCCCUGGCACGAUUCUUGCUGUCCUGACGGAAACUGGUGCCACCCUCAGCUGGGAUUUUGAACAAGGCCUUACUUACAGGGAGACAACUCGUUGGUGAUAGCAAGUUCAUCCGUUUACUGGGCUUGUGCCAUGAACAAAAUUCAAAGUCCUGUAUAUCUUUUAUCCUAGAUUUUUAAAUACUCCUUUUCCUGGAAAACUUUAAAAGGGUUUUAAAAUGGCUGCGAUUUUAUAUUGAACAAUGUUAAGCAGCUACCUGCAGUUUUUACUCACAUUUUUCUUUCCCCCCUAAAUUACGCUCCUUUCACCAUUUCCUCAUCUGCCCUUUUGACAGUUCACCAGCCAGGCUUCCUGACUGGCUCAUAGAGGUUGGUACAUGCCCCGUGGUGAGCACGGGCUGUGCAGGGGAGAGUGCUCCACUGACAGUCUGGGCAGCACGUGGUAGUAGAAGCCAAAAAGAUGAGGAUGAUGUCUUGUCUCCUCUCUGUAGUCUCAACAUUUGGCUCUUACCAGAAAAGAUCAGAUUUUCUUCUUCGACGACUUAAAGGCACAUUCUUCAUAAGGUCAUACCUAAUUAAAGCAAGACAGUCUCCCAACACUGAAUUUCCAAGAUAACACUUACCACUUUGUAAACCAUUAUAGCUUUGGAAGUGUUAAGUGGCCCUUUCAUUAUUAUUUAUGCAUGUUCAUGAACUUCUGCUGUAUAUUGGAAUAGGAGUUAACACAGUCACAUUUACUGUCUAUUUUCUUGUGUGCCUUAUGAGAUGGCUUUUCUGACUGUAUCUCAAUAGUCUUUCUUUCUAUGCAGGUUUAUAAUCAGUACAACUACUGUUUUCUAAAGUGAUACUACACAAGGCUCGGAGUUUGUAUUUAAAUUACACUGACCAAGUCACAAUGUAUUCCGUUUUUAGGAACUGAAUAUCUGACUGUUAAUCUUUCCCCAUGUGUCCAAUGUGAUUUGGAGCAUGUGGGCUUGACAUCCUUCACCCAGACACUCAUGUGUGAACACAUCCACAUCCACAGCUCUCAGUGGAAGCCAGCCUAGAGUCGGGAGGACACGGACCUGAUGGUAUUGCUUUAAAACUGACUCUCUUACCCUUUGAGACUCGUGUGUUUUGUAUAAGACACUAUCACCGAGAAUUUUCCUUCAGAUCACAUAUUUUAUUAUUAAAAACAGAAACAAAACAAAAGCUUAAGUUGUACAGGACAUAGGAAGUGCCCACCAGUUGUACCCCCUUGGAACUCUAUGUAGGCCGACACUGAGAGCAACCGUCACCAUUGUGUGGACACAGGUGGUCCCAGUCAAAACUCCACCCUUUGAGCCCUGCUUACAUCCAUUGUGUUAUAACUAAAUCAGGGGUUUGUUCUAAAAGAACAGUACAUGUUUCACCAUUUCCUUUCAACUAUAAAGAUGCCUGAUAAUGUAUUAACAUCAUUUCUGUAUUAACCAUCAUGCGCACAAGAAAUACAUAGUAAAUACGGAAUCUGAAAACUCCUGGCAUUGGAUCAUAAAAAGCUAGAUGAUUAGGAUGUGAAAAAGACUCUACAAAUGUAAAACUUUUAUUUCUCUGUAGAAACUUUCUUCACUUUGCUGUGCAAGAAGACACUGCUUUGCUAUAUUUAAAAAUGGCUUUUUUAAAAGAGAUUUAUGUAUUUGGUAAAUGUUUGUAGUCAACAGUUCACACAAAGAAGCUGUACACGGUUUGAUCAUGUAAAACCGUUUGGCGGCACAAGCUGGACUUUGUUGCCAUCCUUGAGAUGAACCUUUUAAGAAAAAUAAGUUAAUCUCAAUUUUCCCUGAAUGUGUUGUUUUUUCUUCAUUAUACAAUAAAUAUUAUAGUGAAGUUUUUAUCAAAUGGUUAAGACAAUGCUAGAGGUCGUUGUAAGCUGUUUGUCUCCUGCACUCACUCCAGUAAAGAUGGCCUGGCUUUGACCACA
This is a messenger RNA of Mesocricetus auratus (golden hamster), 6194 nucleotides long. It is a transcript of the gene Mef2a, whose product is annotated as myocyte enhancer factor 2A. The transcript has 13 exons. Gene Ontology annotation, molecular function: protein dimerization activity; DNA-binding transcription factor activity, RNA polymerase II-specific; RNA polymerase II cis-regulatory region sequence-specific DNA binding. Bases 973 to 2502 code for a protein of 509 amino acids. Gene Ontology annotation, biological process: cell differentiation; positive regulation of transcription by RNA polymerase II; heart development. NCBI's taxonomy places the organism in Eukaryota, Metazoa, Chordata, Mammalia, Rodentia, Cricetidae. The record is from RefSeq and is a predicted model, not a curated record.